This is a messenger RNA of Penicillium canariense, 1500 nucleotides long. RefSeq lists its product as uncharacterized. The transcript has 3 exons. The record is from RefSeq and is a predicted model, not a curated record. Gene Ontology annotation, cellular component: membrane; intracellular membrane-bounded organelle; cytoplasm. Gene Ontology annotation, biological process: sphingosine biosynthetic process. NCBI's taxonomy places the organism in Eukaryota, Fungi, Ascomycota, Eurotiomycetes, Eurotiales, Aspergillaceae. Bases 1 to 1500 code for a protein of 499 amino acids.
AUGAGCUCUUCUGCUUCAGCUGCGGAGCAGCAGGAAGCACGGCUGCGGCAUGACGCGACCCUGGUCAUCGACAAGGCGGUCUCUCUCACCCUGGGCGGCGACUCACUUCUGAUCGUUGACGAUCGCCCCCAUCGCAAAUCAGCCCGUGGCUGCUGCGGUUUAUGCAAGUCUAAAGCGCAGACCAAGACCACGCAUGCGAUUUCUUUGUAUAAUAUCCUUGACGCCGAGGUCAGGCCGUCGAGUCUGGUGAUCACCUAUGCCCAGCCGUCCACGAAGGACGACGUGUCCGUGGCCACCCUCCAUUAUCCCAUCAGCGAGAAAGAGAAGCCUACUGUCGAGGCGUGGAUGAGCAACCUACUGGAUCUAGCCUACGGUACGGCCCAGCGCAGGAAGCGACUGAAGAUCUUGAUCAACCCCUUUGGUGGCAAAGGAAACGCCGCGAACCUAUACCAGAAGUACGCCGCGCCAGUCUUUGCUGCUGGGCGGUGUCAAGUGGACGUACAGAGCACGGAAUACCGCGGGCAUGCCAUACAAAUCGCGGAACAGCUCGACAUCGACGCGUACGACGCGAUUAUCUGUUGCUCUGGUGACGGUCUCCCAUACGAAGUCUUCAAUGGGCUGGGAAAGCGAUCCAAUGGCCGAGAGGCAUUGGCCAAAGUGGCCGUAGCCCUGCUCCCUUGCGGUUCUGGAAAUGGUAUGACCUGGAACUGCCUGGGUACAGGUAGCAACUCAAUCGCAGCGCUUGCCAUUGUCAAGGGCCUGAGGACCCCUCUGGAUCUGGUCUCAGUCACGCAACAAAACACUCGCACCUUGUCCUUCCUUUCCCAGUCCUUUGGUAUCGUUGCCGAAUCAGAUCUAGGUACCGACAAUAUCCGGUGGAUGGGCGCCCAGAGAUUUACUUAUGGGUUCUUGGUUCGUCUGUUGCAGCGCACAAUCUGGCCUUGUGACCUGGCCAUCAAGGUCGAGAUGGAUGAUAAAAAGGUUAUCAAGGAGCACUACGCCGCGUUCAAAGCUAGAGAGGAGGAUUUGCUUGUCGAUCAGAACCGCCUUGAGGCUGCCAAGCAGUCUCCGGCAUUACCAGAGCUUCAGUAUGGCACUGUUCAGGAUGACCUCCCUCAGGACUGGGAGGUCGUCCCAGGCGAAACCAUGGGCAACUUCUAUGCCGGCAACAUGGCCAUCAUGUCGAAGGACACCAAUUUCUUUCCCGCCUCCCUUCCCAACGACGGCCUCAUGGACAUCGUUACGAUUGACGGGACUGUUAGUCGCAUCACGUCAGUCAAAAUGAUGACCGAGAUUGAAUCCGGCGGGUUCUUCGACAUGGACGACGUAAAGAUGCGCAAGGCCAGUGCAUAUCGCCUUGUACCCCACCAAAAGGAAGGUUAUAUCAGCGUCGAUGGCGAACAGGUCCCCUUUGAAGCAUUCCAGUGCGAGAUCCACCAAGGCUUGGGCACAGUGCUCUCCAAAUCGGGGCGUGUAUAUGAAGCCGACGGGCCGAGGUGA